AUGCUGAAACCCGCGGAACACCAGGUGGCCGGACACCGUUUCGAGGAGGGCCGUCAGGGUUCGUUAGUAGACGACUCGGGGUGCUUCUACAAGCCAAUGCAAGCCGGCGAACGCGGUGAAAAGGAGCUGAAAUUCUACACGCGGAUCGCUGCGGACACGUCUAUACCUCCGGAGAUUAAAGCCAUGUUUCCCGUGUGCCACGGGAGCAAGGAGUUCCUAGUAAUGGAGGACCUUACAAGAAAUUACACCAAACCAUGCAUCAUGGAUAUCAAGAUGGGGCGCAAGACAUGGUAUGAAGGGGCUCCUCAGAAAUACAUCGACAAAUGCUUGGUCAAAGACUCCACUACCACAUCUGGCACGCUGGGCUACAGGGUAGCGGGCAUGCAGGUGCAGGACAGCAGAACUGGCGCCAUGUGGAGGGCUGGCCGCAAGUGGUGCCAGAACCUGACCAAUCAGCAAAUGCCAGCUGUCUUCCGCCUCUUCUUCUCCCCGACUCCCACUGCUGACGCCCCUGGCAUCGAUGCCAUUGCUCCUGCGGGUUUCGGCGAUGCUGCUGGUGCUGCUGAUGCCGCUGCUGUUGUUUUGAAUGCUGAGGCGAAGCAGAGGAUGAGAGGCAUUCUGUGUGGAGAGGGAGGGCUGCUGGCACAGCUGCAGACUCUGAGAAACUGUGCUGAGGCGAAGCAGAGGAUGAGAGGCAUUCUGUGUGGAGAGGGAGGGCUGCUGGCACAGCUGCAGACUCUGAGAAACUGUGCUGAGGCGAAGCAGAGGAUGAGAGGCAUUCUGUGUGGAGAGGGAGGGCUGCUGGCACAGCUGCAGACUCUGAGAAACUGCAACCUCCACUUGAAGAACUUUUCGCCUCGUCUCCCCUUCUAUCCAUCCUCCCCUCUCGCAAGGAUGGCAACAGCAGCUCUCAUGCUCCCUCUCCCCCUCUCACACCUUCACUCAUUCCCAUCAUUGCUCCUUCACAGGUUCGCCCAGCAGACCUCCUUCCACUUCUUCUCCGCCUCUAUCCUCCUCAUUUACGAGGCAAACACUCCUAAACACGCGGAGGAAAAGACAAUGGAGUUUUUAGGCGCCUCAAAACUCACUCAUGGCUAUUGCUGUUUCCCCACUCCUCACAGGUUCGCCCAGCAGACCUCCUUCCACUUCUUCUCCGCCUCUAUCCUCCUCAUCACGAGCCCACCACUGUUGCUUUGA
Closterium sp. Yama58-4 is the source of this 1197-nucleotide messenger RNA. NCBI's taxonomy places the organism in Eukaryota, Viridiplantae, Streptophyta, Zygnematophyceae, Desmidiales, Closteriaceae. The record is from the annotation of a GenBank genome assembly.